AUGGAUGCCUUGGGGGCCUUAGACUCGCUUUCCGAAGAUGAAAGCUUCGAGGAGAUUGCCGAACCCGUUCUGGAGAAACCUCUGGAUUUCCAGGCAUUGCAGCCCCACUUGGGGAAGGAGAGUGCAGAGGACGCUGAAGGACUGGACCGUAUCUACAUCAAGUUCAAGGAGCAGCUGUCCACCACGGCGGCUGCAGAUGGCGAGGUCCAGACCUCAAACGAGCCGCCCGAGUCGAGGGAUCCAUCGAACGAUGAGUUCCCGGUAUUGCAGCUCUCGAACACGAGGAGACCGAUGCCGGCUUCUCUAGUGGACGGCGCCUAUGAGAAGUCCCAGCCGCAGAAGAUUCUUGACUAUGACAUCGAGCAGUCAGAAGGUGACCUGAGGCUCCAGAGCCUGCUGCAAGGAUCCGACGAGCUCUUCCAAAAGCAGGCUUCCAAGAGGCCUUCCUGUCGGUGCAGCGCAGGGAGGACAUUUGCAAAGCUGCUGUUGCCGGCUUCCUCCGUGACAGGGGUGGUCCUGCUGAACCUCGUGCGGCUGCGGGAGCUGCAGAUCGAGUAUUGCCCGCUGCUUCGCAAGUCGGAAGACCUGGCGCUGUCCUAUGAGGUCAUUCUCGCCACAGGUCACCUGCUGAAGUGCCAGUGCUACGCGUACCGGGCCAUUCACUUGGAGCGGGGUGGUGCGGAGGAGGUGCGCAGGGAGUGCCGUGGCGGUAGCUCCACCGAGCCGAGCCGUCUGCUGCUGGGAGGGCGCUCGGCGCUCCAAGCGCUGCCCACUCGAAGGCAGAGGACCGCUGUGGAGGCCCUGCUUACCUGGAUGGCUCGCUCUAGGACUGGCGCGGUAGAUCACCACGGGGACUUCAACGAUGGUGCGGAGGAGGCGUCAGAAGCUCUCCUGGACACGUGA
This is a messenger RNA of Symbiodinium sp. CCMP2592, 903 nucleotides long. Lineage: Eukaryota; Dinophyceae; Suessiales; Symbiodiniaceae. The record is from the annotation of a GenBank genome assembly.